CUUGUCGCAAAAGCAAAUGAAGUACUCCUUUGCGAUACAACAGAGAACGGAGUCGUGGACUAUUUUGAUUUGUUGUGUGUUAACCGUCGGAUAUAUCCUAAUGGAAGGAGAAAUCAAGACUGUGCAUAUUUCAGUCUGAUAAAGGUGAAUCAUGCCCCUGGAUAGAAGAGCAGCCUUCCAGUUUGGCCUAAUUCUACUGGCAGUACCAGCACAGUAUCUGAUCACAAAAUGGAUGACUUCUAAUCAGGUGCAGAGGAAUGUGGCACUCAGAAGCAUCUUAAACAGUGCAGUGACUUUCCAUGAAAAGUAUUUUACUUGGAAAUCUUGGCAAAAAUGGUGCUUUGAUGUGAUAUCUAAGGUGCAUCUUCAUUCCAAACCCAGCUAUGGGGAGUCAGAUGCACCAGAUGGGGAGUCGCCGGCAGUGGAAGUCAUGAAACAUGAUCAACCUGAUGGAUACUUCGCAGGUUCCCCUCAUCCGCGUGUUUCAAGGCAAGAAAAUGUGAAAUAUAGAGUUGGACAAGUUAUACGACAUAAAAUACAUGGAUAUCGAGGUGUCAUUGUUGGCUGGGAUCCUAAAGCUAAGGCCCCAGAAUCCUGGCUACAGCAGAUGCACCCAAAAGAUAAAAAGCAUUGGAGAGACAUGCCAAACUAUGCAAUCUUAGUAGAUACGAGAGAUCGUGAGAUGCCACAAGUCACAUAUGUGCCUCAAGAAAAUAUAGAAAUACUGUCCAAUACCAAAGUCCUGCAUCCUGGAAUAGACGAGUAUUUUGAGGGAUUUGAUGGUGCCCAGUAUUUGCCACGCCCGCACCUACGCGCCCUCUAUCCUCAUGACUAAACACCACUUGAUAUCAGUCAUUCAUCUUGGAGAGAAGUCAUCGGUUGCAGAAAGACAAUGAUCAGGAAAUAGUUCAGACUUACACUACAAACGGACAACUCUUUCCUGCUGGCAUUUGUCAAGAUUUGAAUUACAAGUCUCAAGUAUCUGUCAUCUGUUAUCAAUUUAACCAGGUACGCCACAUCUGAAAGGUGUGCGUGACUUGAUAUAUAGAUAUUUUGACGGGUUCUUCAUUUAGUUGUAUUCUGGUAAUUUGACUGCAAGACAAGUGCAUUUCAGCAGAACUGAAACUACUACUGCUGCACUGCCAAACUGUGAUAUCUUUUCUCAAAGAGUUCUAUUUAUUUGUGAUUAAGUACAGGUCAGUGUAUAUUUGUAUAGUAUGCGACGGAUUGUUUUGCACAAGGACAUGUAUAUACACUGAAUUGGCUGUUACUUUUGGGAUCUCGCUUGUAAUUCACAGCUACAGACCAAUUAAAAUAAACAAGAUAAAAAUUCUAA
Lingula anatina is the source of this 1336-nucleotide messenger RNA. RefSeq lists its product as uncharacterized. Gene Ontology annotation, molecular function: DNA binding. The record is from RefSeq and is a predicted model, not a curated record. NCBI's taxonomy places the organism in Eukaryota, Metazoa, Brachiopoda, Lingulata, Lingulida, Lingulidae.